Messenger RNA from Cydia pomonella (codling moth), 2859 nucleotides. RefSeq lists its product as uncharacterized. The transcript has a single exon. Gene Ontology annotation, molecular function: nucleic acid binding. Bases 228 to 2603 code for a protein of 791 amino acids. Gene Ontology annotation, biological process: DNA integration. NCBI's taxonomy places the organism in Eukaryota, Metazoa, Arthropoda, Insecta, Lepidoptera, Tortricidae. The record is from RefSeq and is a predicted model, not a curated record.
UCUGGCAGCUUGGUGAGGAGUGUCAAGAUCCUUUAGUAAAGACCAUCAUCCAAAAGGAUUUCUACGUCGAUGAUCUCCUGACCGGGCAUGAUGAUGAAGAGCAACUUCGCUUUAUUCAAAAGUGUGUCUCUCAAAGCUUAGCCGCAGGAGGGUUUCCUUUAAGAAAAUAUAGGUCCAAUUUACCUUCUAUACUCACUGCGGAAGCCAACAACACCGAGGGCAACCUGAUGCUCAGUGCUGCCACUGACACCCUUGGUCUUGACUGGGAUCCAUCAGAGGACGUUCUACGAUUCACCAUUGAAAUGGACCCAGUUGAAGCUCUAACUAAGCGGAGUAUACUUUCCUCGACCUUUAAAAUAUUUGACCCGCUUGGUCUCCUCUCACCUUGCACAAUCAUACCUAAGCUCAUCAUUCAAGGUCUGUGGUCUUUGGGGCUAAAUUGGGACGAUCCUGCUCCUCAAGACAUACAGUCAACUUGGCAGAAGUUUGCUGAUAACAUUAAUAGCAUUUCUGAUUUGUCAAUCCCUAGGCGAGUCUUGAUUGACAACUACAUAUCCGUGGAAAUGCACGUCUUUUGUGACGCCUCUCAAAAGGCGUACGGUGCGGCUGUCUACCUCCGAUCUAUAGAUGCUGAGGGUAGAAUUUUAGUGCGCCUUCUGUGCGCUAAAAGCCGAGUCGCUCCCUUAAAACCUGUCACUAUCCCGCGUAUGGAAUUAUGCGGCGCCCUUCUUGCAGCCCAAUUGAGCGUCACAGUGACUGACGCCCUCCGCUGCCAAAUAUCGCGUCACGUCUAUUGGACUGACUCAAGCGUCGUAUUAUCGUGGCUAAACACAAGCUCAAACAAAUUAAAAACGUUUGUUGCUAACAGGGUUAGCGAGAUAGGAGAACUAACUGACGUGUCUGCUUGGCGCCACGUUCCCACUUUAGAAAACCCAGCAGAUCUUCUAUCUCGUGGCUUUGAUCCGAAUCGCAUCGGCGGCUGCUCCGCUUGGUGGCAAGGACCUACCUUUCUACAAGGCCCUGAAGUAUCCUGGCCAUCGCUGAACUCCACCCCCAAGCAGGACCCGCACGAGCUGCCAGAAUUGAAGGUUCAUACACUCACAAUCACAGAUCCUUUAAUUCAAUUCUCAAAUUAUUCAAAACUCUGCCGAUUACAACGAGCUCUGGCUUUUGUCUACAGGUUCAUCCACAAUUGCAGAGAGCCUAAUUACAAACUAUCUGGUCCCCUCCAAGUUGAUGAACUAAAUAAGUCAUUUGACUCUUUAGUCAAGUCUUCUCAAAAUGAAUCCUUUGGUAAUGAGAUAAGGCUAUUAGAGAACAAAAAGACUCUUAAUCGCAAAUCCAAUGUUAUCUCUCUUGAUCCCUUUCUCGAUACUCAGGGAAUCCUUAGAGUUGGUGGUCGCUUGGCAGGUGCUUCAGUAUAUACCUUCGAUAAAAAGCACCCUAUAAUUUUACACGCGAACCACCCCUUUACUAAGCUGCUCUUUCAACAAGAGCAUCAGCUAUUAUUUCACGCUGCACCACAAUUAUUGUUAGGUGCCAUAAAGGAUCGCAUAUGGCCUAUAGGCGGAAGAAAUUUAGCGAGGCGUACUUAUCACCUUUGUUUUGUCUGCAGGCGUUUCAGAGGCAAAACUCUAACAAAUAAAAUGGGCAAUUUGCCCGCUGAGAGAGUUACUCCCGACUACCCAUUUUACACGACUGGAACUGACUUUGCUGGGCCAUUCUUAAUUACCGAUCGUAAAGGCCGAGGAUGCAGGAUAACGAAAGCAUAUCUUUGCAUUUUCAUUUGCUUCCGAUACAAAUGCAUUCAUCUUGAAGCAGUCAGUCAGCUGUCUAAAGACGCUUUUACCUUGUGCCUCCAAAGGUUUGUAUCCCGUCGCGGCAAACCUAAACAAAUCUUUUGCGACAAUGGUAGGAAUUUUGUUGCUACUGCAAGGGAAAUUAACGAUUUCUUAAAACUUAAUACGGAUGACAUCAUCGAUUUUGCAGCCAAUAAAGGCAUUGAAUUUCGCUUCUCUCCAGCAUACGCUCCUAACUUCGGUGGGCUGUGGGAAGCCGGUGUUAAAGCCGCCAAGUAUCACUUGAAUAGGGUCCUAGGCAAUGCCCAUUUAACGUUCGAGGAACUAUCAUCCCUAUUCAGUCAGAUCGAGGCCAUCCUAAACAGCCGUCCCCUUUGUCCUUUGAGCUCAUCACCCCAAGAUUUCGCUCCUCUCACCCCGGGACACUUUUUGAUAGGUAGGCCACUCACUGCAUUACCGUCGCCGUGCUUACUAGACUCCAACACAAAUCGGCUCGACAGAUUCCAGCGACUUGAACAGAUUCGACAACAUUUUUGGAAGCGCUGGAGCUCAGAAUACGUCCCCGAAUUGCAGCAGCGUACAAAGUGGAAGCUCAGAUGCAAGGACCUUAAACCAAAUGACCUUGUUCUGCUGAAGGAGGAUCUCACACCGCCACUCAACUGGCGCCUCGGCAGGGUCGAACGAAUCUUCCCAGGCACUGAUGGCAUCCCUCGAGUCGCUGAUAUUUCCACAGUUCGAGGCACCGUUCGUCGGGCCAUCAACCGCAUCUGUCUACUCCCGUCCCCAGAUGACGCAGAGUCUUGAAAGCUUCAGGAGCUUUCAAGGGCGGGGAGAAUGUUCACGCGAAACGGAACGGUUAACAUGAUUACCGGACGAGUAGAGCUACGUCACGGACCAAGUGUCAAAAUAACUCCACAUCAUCGUAUAUCUGUCAAUACCUACUCAUAUCUCUACAACGGAACUUUGCGUGUCAUACACAUUUUGUAUUUUUUUAUAAUUUUAAUUAAAUAUCUACAAGUUUUAAACUACGACUUCUUAUUGUUUGUCCUAUCGUGGACAU